Molecule: messenger RNA, 2661 nt
Organism: Arachis stenosperma
Lineage: Eukaryota; Viridiplantae; Streptophyta; Magnoliopsida; Fabales; Fabaceae
Exons: 9
Coding region: 1-2661 (886 amino acids)
Molecular function (GO): protein dimerization activity; DNA binding
Source: RefSeq, a predicted model, not a curated record
AUGAGCAAUGUCGUCGUUGCCGCUCAUAUGGAAACUGAAGCGAUUACUGAACAUUGGUUUGGAGAAGAAGCUGAAGGAAGCGAUCGGAGUGAUGGACAAUGUGGUCAUGGAGAUGAUAGGGUAGAGGAGGAGGGAGCUGAUCUUCAGGCUUUCAGCCACUUCGUCGCCCCGUCGGCCCGUCAGCUUCAAGCCUUCAACCACGCGGCACUCACCUCACCACCGCAUCCAGAGCAGUGCGCCACUCACCCCGUCCAUCAAAGAUUGAACAUUGAAGUCGCCUCCUCGUCGCUCCUCGCUCCAGGUCUCCCUCUUCUCUGCUCGACGCUCGUCGCUCCUCGCUCCAGGUCCAGCCGUGCAGCCGUGCAGAUGAGAAUUGUUGUUUGUACUUCAGUAGUUCAGUUUGUUGAUUGUGAAUUGAUGGCUUCAUCAAAUACACCAUCAGAAACACCAACACCAACUUCUCAGGAACAAGGAUCAACUCCUGAUCCAACAAUUGGAACCCAAAAAAAUAGUAACAGAGGAAAAACUGAUCCUGCAUGGGGCCAUUGUAAACAAGUUUUAGAUAAAGGAAAAACUGCUCUGGUAUGUAUUUAUUGCGAGAAGCUUAUUAGGGGUGGAGGAAUUAACCGGGUUAAGCAUCAUUUGGCUGGAAAAGGUGGAGAUAUCGAGGCAUGUCGAAAGGUGCCAGCUGCGGUGAGAUACCAAUUCUCCCAAAACAUUGAAGAUCUUCGAACCAAGAAAAGGAAAACUCAAGAAGAAUAUGCAGAAAGUUAUGGUGCUUGUGAUGACGUUGAAAGGAAAUUUAAUGAGAUUGAACCAACACCUGGUGCUCAACCAAGUAUUAAAAGUGUUCUCCAAAGCAAAGAAAUUGUGGAGAAGUGUGAUAUUGCUAUUGCACGAUGGAUGAUGGAUGCCUCUGUGCCAUUCAAUGCGGUUAAUUCAGCUUAUUAUCAGCCGAUGAUCGAUGCUAUCGCAAAUAUGGGUGCAGGGUAUAAAGGGCCAAAUUACCAAAGAGUUCGGGGAUAUUUGUUGAGUAAAUUGGUUGAAGAUGUAAAGAAGAUGAUUGAAGGUUAUCGUGUGAUUUGGAAACAAACUGGAUGUACUAUCAUGGCUGAUGGAUGGACUGAUCGUUGUAGGCGUACUUUAAUUAAUUUCUUGGUUUAUUGCCCUAAAGGAACUGUUUUCCUAAAGUCAGUUGAUGCUUCUCAUAUCUCGAAAAAUGUUGAGGCUUUGUUUAAGUUGCUUAGGGAUGUUGUGUUAUUUGUUGGUCCUGAGAAUGUUGUACAUGUAGUGACGGAUAAUGCUGCAAAUUAUGUUGCUGCUGAAAGGUUGUUGAAAUCAGAGUUUCCUAGAUUGUAUUGGUCUCCUUGUGCGGCACAUUGUAUUAAUCUGAUGUUGCAAGAUAUUGGAAAGUUUGUGGAAGUGACUGAAACUGUGUCACAAGCUUCAAUGAUUACGAAGUAUAUCUAUAAUCACUGUCAUCCUUUGUACUUGAUGAGGCAGUUCACAGGCGGCCGAGAAAUACUUCGUCCAGCUCCAACUCGAUUCGCCACUAAUUUCAUUGCUUUACAAAGUAUUUUGGCUCAAAAGGAUGCAUUGAGAGCUAUGGUGACAUCUAGAGAAUGGACAAGUUCAGCUUACUCUAAAGAAGCCAAAGCAAAAAAGUUUGUGGAUCAAGUCUUAGAUUCUAAAUUUUGGAAUCAAUGCACUGAUAUUGUUAAGCUUACGGAGCCACUUGUUCAUGUAUUGCGUAUUGUGGAUAGUGAAGAUAGAGCUGCAAUGGGUUUCCUUUAUCAAGCUAUGUAUAAGGCUAGGGAAGACAUGGUGAAGAGGUUUCAAAAAAGAAAGAGGGUUGUUGAACCUUAUUUGAAGAUUUUAGAUUCACGUUGGGAUUUACAACUUAAAAGAAACCUUCAUGCUGCUAGUUAUUGGUUAAAUCCAGCUUUUCGAUUUAAUUCUGCAGAAUUUGACAAGCACAAAGAAACAAUUUCUGGCCUAUUAGAUGUGAUUGAGAGAUAUGUUUACGGUGAUGCUGAUUUGAUUACUAAAUUGACAAGUGAGAAGAGAAUCUUUAAGAAUGCUGAAGGAGACUUUGGGAGACAGUCUGCAAUACGUGAGCGAAGCACAGUGAUGCCUGAUCAAUGGUGGGAAUCUUAUGGAUGUGGAGCACCAAACCUGCAAAAGUUAGCAAUUCGUGUUUUGAGUCAAACUUGCAGUUCUUCAGGUUGUGAGCGUAACUGGAGCAUUUUUGAACACAUUCACUCAAAGAAAAGGAAUCGGUUAGAGCAUCAAAAGCUUAAUGAUCUUGUUUAUGUUCAUUACAACUUAAGGCUACACCAAAGGAACCGAAUGAGAAAGCAAAGUUAUGAUCCAAUUUGUCUUGAUGCAUUUGAGGAUCAUUCGGAAUGGAUAAUGGAAGAUUCACCACCAUUUUUAACUCCUGAAGAAGUUGAUGCUUUACGGAAUGAUCUUGCAAAUAUGUCUCUUCAAUCAGCUUUAGAUGAUUUGGAUGAAUUGAAUCUGGAAGAAGAUCGAGAUGAUGGUGAAGCUAAUAAUACUUCUGUGGAAAAUGCAAAUCAGAAUGAAACCAAUCAACAUGUAGCUCCAGAUUUGUCAGAUGAAGAAAGAUAUCCAGACUUUGAAGUUACUCCUGGGAUAUAA